Messenger RNA from Schizosaccharomyces octosporus yFS286, 2484 nucleotides. RefSeq lists its product as uncharacterized. Gene Ontology annotation, molecular function: transmembrane transporter activity. Bases 665 to 2341 code for a protein of 558 amino acids. NCBI's taxonomy places the organism in Eukaryota, Fungi, Ascomycota, Schizosaccharomycetes, Schizosaccharomycetales, Schizosaccharomycetaceae. Gene Ontology annotation, biological process: transmembrane transport. The record is from RefSeq and is a predicted model, not a curated record. Gene Ontology annotation, cellular component: membrane. The transcript has a single exon.
GUUUAUGACCAAAAUCUUCUUGUACCUUUACCUUCGAUGCAAGCAUACACAUCCCACAAAUAGAUCCUAAAUCAAUUAGUUCUCAUUUUAUAAUUUCAAUGAUCAACAGUGCGAUGUAGAGGUAUCGAUCGCUCAAAACUGUGUAUACUGACUGCUCUUCUCUACUCUACUUUGCCUUUGAAACAUUCAGAUAAAGUGUGCGAGAUUGAGACUGGGCUAAAGUUGUUAAUUUGAUGACACGCAUAGCCAGAUUUACACUAAAGAGAUUGGAAUGCUAGGUAUACAGUGUUUUCAAAGAACCACCAGCAUGUUAGUUUUGGCAAUAGAAAUUGCUAUUUCUGAUUUAAACAAACUGCAACACAAAGGCAAUUACAAUAAAAAAUCCUUACAAAACAUUUUAUCUAAAUUCAAGGUUAAGAAAACUUUACUUUUAAUCUAUGAUAUAAAGAAGUUGAAUUUCUAACUGCGUUAGCCGAGCUCCACCAUGGAUGGAAUUUUAUAUCUUAAAAAUUUUCAAUACUCUAUGAUAAGAUUAGGGAAAAAGACAAGUUGACAUAUCUCAUAUAAACAGGACACAACUUGCACCAUUUUUGACUCUUUUCAUACUAACAUUAGAUUUGCAUGGUUGUGUUUGUUAACGUGUUAGAUACCCAAAAAAUUCAGGAUGGCAUCUUGUACGCCCAUGGAAAUACAUAGUAUGGGUUCAGAAUCCAAAAAAAAUUCAUUCAAUAAUGAAGAAAAGAAGCCUGUUGUCACUGAGUCUAUAAUUGAUACCAAGAUCACUAGGGUGACUUCAGAAGAAAACGUGGAUGAUCCUGAAGAACUUGCUGAUUUGGGAUACAAACAGGAAUUUCGUCGUCAACUUUCCUUAUUUGGUAUUUUUUCGAUUGCCUUUUCUGUACUGGGAUUGCUUCCUUCUGUUGCUUCAACGUUAUCCUUCAGUCUUUCGUACGUAGGAACCCCUGGCUUGCUAUGGGCUUGGUUAAUCGCUAUUUUCUUUUUGAUUUGUAUUGCAUUAAGCAUGGCAGAAAUUUGUUCUGCCUUACCAACUUCCGGAGGGUUGUAUUAUGCGGCAGCAGUUUUUGCUCCCGAGGGUUGGGGCCCUUUAGCUUCCUGGAUUACUGGAUGGUCAAACUAUAUUGGAAAUGUAAUUGGACAACCUUCUGUGAAUUCCAGUGCUGCUAGUAUGAUUCUGGGAGCUGUAAGCAUUAACAGACCGUCUUACUCACCUUCAAACUACCAAGUUUUUUUGCUUAGUGUGGGCAUUCAAUGUAUGCAUUGUUUCCUAGCUUCUCUUCCGACAAAAUACAUUUCGAAAAUUAACCGAGUAAACACAUUUAUCAACAUUCUCUUUCUUUUUAUUGCCGCAUUUGCAAUUAUCGGUUAUGCCGCAAAAGAUGACAAAUUCACCCAUGGUACAUAUCCAUGGCGUGAAAUAAAAAACACAACAAAUUGGCCUAAUGGAUUCGCCGUGCUUUUAUCUUUUAACGGUGCCAUUUGGACAAUGUCUGGUUAUGAUGCUCCGUUUCACUUGAGUGAAGAAUGCGCCAAGGCGAGUGUUAAUGCCCCAAAAGCUAUUGUACUUACUGCCGUAAUUGGUGGUAUAGUUGGUUGGCUUAUGCAAGUCCUUGUAUCCUAUACAAUUGUUGACGUUCAUGCGCUCAUGACCGGCAGUGGUAAUAUGUGGACGAAUUAUCUAAGUCAAGUUAUGCCAAAACGUGCUGCGGUUGCCAUUUUAAGUCUUACUAUCUUUUCCACUUUAAUGAUGGGUCAAAGCUCUUUAAUUGCGUCUUCAAGAAUAGCAUAUUCUUAUGCUAGAGAUGGCAUUCUUCCCUUUUCCGGGUGGAUUGGCAAAGUGAAUUAUCAAACGAAGACACCUGUGAAUGCAGUACUUUGUAACGGAAUCAUAAGUUUUUGUAUAUUGUUUUUGCUGUUUGCCGGCAGUGAAACUUCUAGUGCAGUUUUUUCCGUGGGAGCUGUUGCCGCUUUUUCAGCUUUUACCAUCCCAAUUUUUAUUCGUGUAUUUUGUAUGAAGGAUUCUGAGUUCCAUAGAGGUCCGUGGAAUCUGGGUAAAUACUCAAGACCUAUUGGUGCUCUUGCUUGUGCUUUUGUCGCUUUGAUGAUUCCAGUUUUGUGUUUCCCAAAUGACAAAAAUCCAUCUCCAAAAACUAUGAACUGGACAUGCUUGGUUUACGGCGGACCCAUUUUCUUGACACUCCUUUGGUACGCCAUUUCAGCUAGAAAAUGGUUUAAAGGACCUAAGGCUAGUGAGACCUUUAAAGGUGAAUCAAACGAUUCACCACCAUCUAUACCCGAAUUUUUUGACGGAACAGAAAAAUAGUCUUUUGAAUUGCGUGAUUUGUGGUAUUCGGAUCUGUAUUUUUUAGUUUUGUAUAGUAUUUAAUAAUGGCUAGACUAGCCUUUAAUAUCCUUCUUGUCUUUGUUCUUCUAAUCGAGGAUGUAUUAUUAAUAUAGUGGUUCACC